AGGUUUUACAUAAUCACGAUGGCGUGCCGCCAAUCAUAAUCGUUUUUAUUGAAUAGAUAGCAGCUUGGUAUAUUGGCCGCCAAUAUGAUACAUUUGAUGGAGAUCGUUUUUUUCUACUGACGUCUGUUGCCAUCGUACAAGAACAGACAGUCGCAUGAAAAUGGUCAUUUUUGUCUAGUGAUUUCCGUAAAAUGCGUUGCAACUGACAUAACUUUUAAUGAGAUUAGAUGAGAACAAUUGUUAGUUAAUAAAAUUACUUGCGAAACAGUGUCACCGAAUUGAUUGACUGGAAUUUAAAAAAAAAAAUCUAACAGAAUGUCGAUGUGAUUUUCGAUGUGGCAGCGAUAAAUCAAAUCGCGCUCAGUAUUCGACUCUUGGUUAGGUCGACGACUAAAUAUUCACAGUCGAUGCUCAAGCAUUUUGUACUGCCGCAAUCUAUCAAUCGCAUCCUUCGUAGCACAUGCAUGUGGGCGCUCUCUCCCGUAUCUUCAACAUUUACACAUAAACACCCAACCCGUAUUCUUUCGUCGAUUCUCUUUCAAUCUCAUUCGAUGCGAAGUGUCAAAUUUGAUAAGUCUAUAUACUGUCAAAUGCAACGCUCAAUAUAACAAUGCACAGAUAAACACAAUGUUUUCAGAACUAAACACAAUUUCCAUGCACAUCUUCAACACAAUUUAAAAUUCCAUCAAUUCGAUCAUUCGCAAAUCAAUUUGUUUAUGGGGUGAAAUCAGACGAAAAAAAUAUAUUGAAUAUAUUUUUCGAAUAACUUUUGAAUAGAGCGCCACCACCGAGUCUGCGUAUUUUUUUGGUAACGUUCCACCAUCUGACACAAGUUGUACGUUUACAUCGUUUUGGCGCUGAUCUCAUGUACGCACAAACGCAUACAUGUACAGAAAUUCACUCAUACCAACAUCAUUUGGCAUCAUGGUACUGGCUUUCAUUUACUGUAAAUUUUCAUUCUAAUGGCGGCAGUCGGCGAUUAGAGUAUGGCAUCCACAUAAAUAUUUUUUCAUCGUCAAAUAAAAUACAAUCGAGCCAUUUUUUUUUGGAUUAUUUUAUCAUUUACACGAAUAUUGUUCAAAAAAGAAAUUGAAUUGAAGUGUUGUUUUGUGCGGAAACACUUGAUUUUACGAACGAAAGAAUAUUCAACAUUCAGAGAAUUUUUUUUUUUGGUUUAACUUGGUGAACCGGUGCAGUCGAGUUAAAAUAAAGAAAAGAGAGCGCAAAAGAGUGAAACAAAGUAGAUAGUUGUAUUGGAACGGAGAGAGACAAAGGGAAGAACUAUUACUCGUGUAUAUUUUUUUCUUUCUAUCGCUUGUUUGUGGGUGCAUUGAACAUACCUACAAGUAACAAGAGGAAAAGUCGAAAGAAAAAAAAAACAGUCAAACAUGGCCGAUGGUGUAGAUAUUGAUUUAUACUCGGAUGAUAUUGACCAGAAUUUUACGCAAAUGAAGGAUGGCGACUAUGGUGGUGAUGAUGAUUUGUAUGAUGACGUAGUUGCAGCUCCUUCAUCCGAGCCUCACGAACGCAAUGAUAAUGAGAAUGGGUCAAUUCCACCAACCGAACGACCAGAUGGUAAUGAUGCCAACGGUAGCUACUCACACAUGGGCAACACGUUCGCACCGAAUCAUCCAGGGCGGCGCCAUCAAUUGUACGUCGGCAAUUUAACAUGGUGGACAACGGAUCAAGACAUAACCGAUGCGGUCAAUUCGGUUGGCGUCAACGAUUUCCAAGAG
Messenger RNA from Sitodiplosis mosellana (orange wheat blossom midge), 1736 nucleotides. Its product is annotated as cleavage and polyadenylation specificity factor subunit 6-like. Gene Ontology annotation, cellular component: mRNA cleavage and polyadenylation specificity factor complex. The record is from RefSeq and is a predicted model, not a curated record. Gene Ontology annotation, molecular function: mRNA binding. The annotation marks the transcript as partial. Lineage: Eukaryota; Metazoa; Arthropoda; Insecta; Diptera; Cecidomyiidae. The transcript is spliced from 3 exons. Gene Ontology annotation, biological process: mRNA alternative polyadenylation.